Meyerozyma guilliermondii ATCC 6260 is the source of this 879-nucleotide messenger RNA. RefSeq lists its product as uncharacterized. The record is from RefSeq and is a predicted model, not a curated record. The transcript has a single exon. Bases 1 to 879 code for a protein of 292 amino acids. NCBI's taxonomy places the organism in Eukaryota, Fungi, Ascomycota, Pichiomycetes, Serinales, Debaryomycetaceae.
AUGACUUUCAUACAACCAUACUCGAAUGAAAGAUUGAACAUGAAUUUGAUGAAAUUAAAGGAGGAGUUGAAUGAAAAGUUGGAUGAGUUGAGUGGCAAGUUGGACGAGUUGAAUGAGAAAUUGAACGAAGUGAAUGAGAAAGCAAAUCAGAACACGGACAAGAACUCCAUCGAAAACGGGUUAGAAAACCUCCUGGUCAACGAAAAGACAGACCAGCCCAUUGAUUCUGAUCGAGUGAAAAUCAACAAUCGUAUUGGUGAUAAUGAGAUAGUCAUCAAAGACUUCAACUACCAACAUGGAGCCGACGAAGCCUAUUUUGGAGUCGAAUACAAAAUUGAUGACGCUGUAAAGCUGGCAGUGCAAGAGAUUCGCAACCAUGUUGUCAACCAUAAUCAAGAACGCAGUCGCACCGACCGCAACGUAUGGUACAGAGAACACGACGCGAUCCCCAAAGACUUUAAUCCGAUGGGACAGAGCCAUAACGUCAGCAUGGCCGCUUUGGACCAAAUGAUCAAAGAAGGAGUACAGGGACCUGUCGACGCACACAAUGCGUUCGCAAUCGGUAUCAACAGCAUUGCGCAGACGAUGCAUGAUAUAUUCAAGCUUGGAAUGGACAUAUGUGUACAGGAACAGGCCAAGGAAUUUACGAAGAAACUUUUAUUGGAUGGGAUCACCAAGGCAUACCAGUCGAUCCAAGAAUCGACCCUCAGUAUCAUCAACAUGGAAGAGUUGAAAUACCUCACGCGGAGAGAGAAGACCGAGAAGGAGGACGAGGAGAUAUUUAAACAACGCGCCAUGCCAGAAUCGCAGAACAAGAAGACAGCGUUUGGGCAGGUUCGGAGUCCACCUAUAUUUGGUGCGUAUAGAUCGAGUUAUUAA